Penicillium waksmanii is the source of this 2646-nucleotide messenger RNA. Its product is annotated as putative serine/threonine protein kinase. Gene Ontology annotation, biological process: protein phosphorylation. Bases 1 to 2646 code for a protein of 881 amino acids. Lineage: Eukaryota; Fungi; Ascomycota; Eurotiomycetes; Eurotiales; Aspergillaceae. Gene Ontology annotation, molecular function: protein kinase activity; ATP binding. The record is from RefSeq and is a predicted model, not a curated record. The transcript has 4 exons.
AUGGAUUCACGUGCGUCAACUUUCUUAGACCCCUCAUCUGCCAUAACAGCGAUCACCAGGCAUAAAGCCGAGGCGAUCAAGCUGGCACGAGAGCAGGGGACUGCUGUUAGGGAGAUGUGUCGCCGUGCAAAGACCGAGGUGCCGCCUUACGAGUUCGAAGAAUUGAUUGGCAAGGGUGCUUAUGGCCGAGUGUAUAAGGGCCAUGAAACACCGUCUGGCCGGUUGGUAGCAAUCAAAGUCCUUGAUAUUGACUCUUUGGACUACAAGUCAUUGCGUGACUUCCGAGAUGAGUCAAUCAAGGAUUUUAUUCAUGAGACCAAGGUCAUGAAGCAAGUCAAAGACUCAGGCGCUAAGAAUAUCAAUGAGCUCAUCGAAGCAAUCUCCAUUCAUUCACAAUUGUGGCUAGUCUGCGAGUACUGCCCCGGUGGUAGUGUGCGGACUUUGAUGCGAGCAACUGGUGAUAAACUUGAAGAGAAUUACAUCAUUCCCAUUGCACGAGAGCUUGCUGUUGGAUUACAUGCCAUUCACGAAGCCGGUAUUAUCCACCGUGAUGUAAAAGCUGCGAAUAUCCUCAUCCACGAAGAAGGGCGAUUGGAAAUUUGUGACUUUGGUGUUGCAGGUGUCUUGCAAUCGCAUCAGGAUAAACGCUCUACGUGGAUUGGAACGCCACACUGGAUGCCCCCCGAGAUGUUCUCCAUGAGGGGACCGGCGCACCAUUAUGGCAACGAGAUUGAUGUGUGGGCAUAUGGCUGCACUUUGAUCGAAUUUGCUACAGGCAAUCCUCCCAACUCGGGACUCCGCGAGCGAAUGCAAAUCGGACGUCAACUCAAUCGAAAUGUCCCCAAGCUUGACAGCGACGAGUAUAGUCAGGGAUUAAAGGAUCUUAUUGCGUAUGCACUUGACUCCAAUCCAGCGACUCGUCCAACAAUGGCCGACAUCCUGGCACACCCCUACAUUGCCGAAACAGAAGAGGAAUACCCAACCCUCUCCGUCGCUGAGCUUGUUCGAAAUUACUAUCAAUGGUCACAACGGGGCGGGCAGCGAGUGUCUCUAUUUCACCCUGGGGGUGCAGCAGCGGCAGAGCUCCCAGGAACUGAAGAAACCGACGAGGAUUGGAGUUUCAGCACGACAGAUGGCUUUGAACGUAGAUUCUCCGUCAUUGAUCUCGAUCAGAUCGCCGCUUCCCUUGCUGAGAUGGAAGAAGCGAUCAGCCCGACAACCCCAGCACCCGACAAUGAUUUCGGUGAUGAUUUUAACGAAGCCGACCUGGAUCCUGAGGAUAAAGCCAAUUUCGACGAGCGAGUCCGCCGUGGUGCAGAAGCCAUGGAAGGACUUUUUAACGAGGAUAUGCCAAGCUACAGGUAUGAAACUAAGACGGAUUUCGUUCCUAUCCAACCCAACCCUCCGCCCUCCGAUCUACCUCUCCGCACCAACACGGAUCGAUCAUCGGUGACAUCGACUUUCAUUGAUAUUGAUAUUGGCUCCUUUGACUCCUCCCACUAUGCGGCUGGUGCACCGUCCGCCCAGCCUUUCCAGCUUGCCGAUGCGGACACCAUUCGUGCAAAUCGGUCUAGUAUCCGCAUUCCUCGUGGAUCUAAUGAUUCUAGCUCCCAGUCUUCUAACAGCGAUGCCGAUGUAAAUGAACCUCCUGAUGAGGGGUUCAAACCGUCAGGCCCGCGACCUCCCACUAUGGACUGGAAAUUCCCUUCAUUCUCCAUGGCACAGCCCGAGGAUGUUGAACCCGAGGCCGAGGCUGAGGCUGAUACCGAAGCUGAGGGUGCAAAGGAGGAACCAGCCGAUGAACCAAUCCAAGAAGAAAGCUUUCAAGAUGAGAAACGUGCUACCAUGGAAUGGACUUUUCCUGUCAUGGGGUCUCAACCCGAGGCUAUGCCUGCCAUCGAUGAACAGGUGAGCACUGAUACUGAUCGCCACGAUACUGUGAGAGCACCUAUACCUGGUUUGCAAAGACAACCUACACAUUCACCCGCAAUCUCUCGCCCGUCAACCUCGGCCUCCAACAACUCGAAUAUGUCCGACUCUGAUUACGAUCCAUUCCGCUUUGACCGACCAACAACCCCCUUGGCUUCAUCACAACCCAGUUCAUUCGACGCGAAAUUCCCAAGCUUAGUCGAGAACGCCUCUGAUGAUGAUUCUACCAGGGCCCUUGAUGACUCUGCCGGGGUCCUUGAUGGGCCCGGGCCAGAUGAAGAAGAAGAAGAGUCCCAAGAGGAGUCCCACCCAAUGUGGCAGGAAGAAACAGAUAUCAUAUCUUUAGAUGACUUGCCGCCGCCCACUGCCAUCCCAGUGCAUGACAGGCCUAGCGACACGCCCGCUGAGGUCUCUGAGCCAGGAUCACCUAUCAUUGAGGAGCCCCUGCAGACCGCUCGUCGUCGAGAUCAUAUGUCUUCAUUUGCCGCGCCAUUCGUGACUGAUAGUGAUCCCACUAUCUCUUUUCCAACCCUGAUUCCCCCAAGUGCCGACAGUUUGAUGGAAAGUGCCGAUGAUGCUGCGGUCACGGCGGAGCUGGAUCGUUUGCUAGGUGACUUCCUGGGUGCCCUUUCAGCGACAGGAGAGGCUCUUUCAAGGGCUGGUGCUGAGCCGAAAGCGGAUGGUGUUGCUCACCACCCUGCCGAAGCAGUACCAUAG